GACAACAACAUGGAUACGGCACCAGUAUUUCAAUCAAGUUUCUCUAUACGAUCGCUCCUAUCGCCAACACAGUCGAAGGAUAAAGACGGCAACGAGGACCACAAGUACUAUGAGCCACAAAGAGAGCCAGCCGGCAGUCCAGUCAGUGAUUCCUGCAAUAGUUCCGAAGACAUCUCAUCGGAUGAGGGUAAAAGCGAUGGCUCGAAUAACUCGGCGCAUACGGUUCAUACCAAAAGCGACACAAAACCAGCCUUCACCUACAGUGCUUUGAUUGUGAUGGCCAUUCGAAGUAGCCCAGAGAAGCGUCUGACCUUAAGUGGCAUAUGCAAAUGGAUUGCCGAUAAUUUUGCCUACUAUCAGAAUCAUAAAAGUGUCUGGCAGAACUCAAUACGUCACAACUUGAGUCUGAAUCCUUGCUUUGUGCGUGUUCCUCGAGCUCUGGAUGAUCCUGGACGUGGCCAUUAUUGGGCACUGGAUCCUUAUGCUGAGGAUUUGACAAUUGGUGAGACAACUGGACGUCUUAGACGCAAUCAUACGGCUCAACAUCUGUUGGGUAGAGGCUCAAAGGUGGCAACCAGCAAGGGUUAUGUUCAUCCAUAUCAGCAGUUGCACGACAACAGCAACAGCAGCAGCAGCAACAUAACUAUUAUCACCAUCAGCAACAUGAGCAAUAUGCCACGACUUAUACCAACAAUUGGAUGCGGCAAUCUAUUGAUUGUUUGUGGCAUUAGAAGUCAUCCAUCAUCCAUUUUGGCGUAG
Drosophila willistoni is the source of this 759-nucleotide messenger RNA. RefSeq names its product fork head domain transcription factor slp2 (gene fd19B). The transcript is spliced from 2 exons. Gene Ontology annotation, cellular component: nucleus. Gene Ontology annotation, molecular function: DNA-binding transcription factor activity; sequence-specific double-stranded DNA binding. The record is from RefSeq and is a predicted model, not a curated record. The coding region runs from base 10 to 759 and encodes 249 amino acids. Gene Ontology annotation, biological process: regulation of transcription by RNA polymerase II. Lineage: Eukaryota; Metazoa; Arthropoda; Insecta; Diptera; Drosophilidae.